CUUACCUUGGGGACUUGUACAAACCACAGCAGCAGCACCUGAGAUUGAAUGUGCUGGUAAGGGCAAAGUUUUGUUUUUUUCAUAAAACAAAACACUUUAAAUUAAGAUAUUGAUAUAUUUCCAAGCAACAACUGAAUGCUAGUGAUAUCACUAGAAAGUAGCUAUAUGAAAAACUGUCAUUUAUGGGUUUAUUUUCACUUGUGUUUUUAUUUUACUAAACUUUGGUCAUGCUUUCCUCAGUGGGUGAAAGAUAACCUUCUUAAAAUGUCCCUUUUUGGUCUCAGGAGACAGCAGGAGAAAAAUUCCAAAUGAUGGCAGAUCAUGGAGAGCCUUGUAAUGGGCAGGAAGUAACUUAUUGCAUGAAUGGAGGAACAUGCUAUAAAAUACCUUCCAUGGACACACUCUCCUGCGUGUGCAAUGAUAAUUACAAAGGCAGCAGAUGUGAGCACUUCCAACUCUUAAUAAGCUCUCCAAACGGGCAGGAGGCCGGACUGAUUGCAGCUGUGGUUAUUGUAGUCAUCCUGCUCUUAGUGGUGCUGGCAGUCGUUAUUUACUAUGUGCACAAGAUGUGGAAAGCCAAGAACCAAAACCAAACAAACAAUCGACAAGAGUAUUGGAGAGUAAAACCCAGGGUAUGAUCUUACCUUCAGAUGUACAUCGGUGGAAUCUUCAUAUUUGUGUGUUUUUUGGACAUUAAGAAGCAAGUAUGUUAAUGAGUGUCAACAUCUCACUUGCGUUUGAGUGGAAUUUUGGAUAUGACCCAAAAGGGGAAUAUGAAAAAAAAAUAUAUAUGCACUGGUUUUAAAAGAAUGAAAUAGGGAGAGCUCAUGAAUUCUCAGGCUACAUUCCAUGUUUCGCCAGUUGUAAAGAGCAGGUUGUACAACAUGUUUGAUGUGUUGGGAGCUGAAUUUCACCAUGUUUGGUAUCUUAUUUAACACAACUAUAUAACUAGAGUUAGUUUCUAAAUUGUAUUUACGUUUAUUUUUAGCAAAUGUAUUUAAAAAGUGUAGUUGAACUAUGUAAAAAAAUAAUGUAAUCAUUAAAAACUACCCACUGGAACAAUAUAUGGAUAUAUUACCUCUUGUAAGUGUGUAUGGACACAUCUUGAUUCCUUCUGAAUUGUGUGUGUGAUUUCUGGACCAAAAACAUAUAAACAUGUACAUUUGUAUGCCUGUGAAACUCUGAGUAUUCAAUCUCAACCGAAACUACAAAUGCAUCUUGAAGACGUCUGGACGAGUCGGUCACCUCUCAUUCCAAAAAAGUCACCUCUCUUUCCAAAAAUGCUCUUGCAAAGUUAAACAAACAAAAGUGAUGACCGUUUUUUUGCUUGUAAUCCAAUGACCUUCAAACAUAAAACUAACCAGACCACACUUGCAAAAAAUGUUUGCGAGUAUCACUCAUAAAAAGAAGGGAAAAAAAUGUGAAAAAUGACGGUAGUUUGAAAGGGAAAUCGGAAAGAUGG
This is a messenger RNA of Menidia menidia (Atlantic silverside), 1462 nucleotides long. Lineage: Eukaryota; Metazoa; Chordata; Actinopteri; Atheriniformes; Atherinopsidae. The record is from the annotation of a GenBank genome assembly.